Messenger RNA from Amoebophrya sp. A120, 436 nucleotides. The record is from the annotation of a GenBank genome assembly. Lineage: Eukaryota; Dinophyceae; Syndiniales; Amoebophryaceae.
CAGAACUCGUGGGCCUCUGUCUAGAAAGGACUUGCUGCCCCAGAACAUUCGACAGUCGAGAGAGGGUAAGAGAGUCUCAUUUCUUGCGCGAUCAUACAGCGAUAUCUAUUGGAAGGCGAUCCUCGACAGGCCCGAUACCGACAUAGAAGCCGCAAUCAAGGUUGGCGCUGGACCUCGAGGGAUGCGUGUGGACGAUGUCCACGAAGGUUCCUCGAAUGGCACAAGUACGGCGAUGAAGAAAAAAAUCAGUUGGACUGUCGACUACGAGUUCCAAAGGAAGUAUACCGAUGCGAUUUCCGAAGCGGAUCAUUACAAUACCUUCCCGCCUAUUUCUUGCCGCUCAACAUGGGAGUGGAGCUUUUUGGUGGACUUUGUCGAGUCGGCGCCUCGCCUUCUGAGAGUUGACAUCAAAGAGAUGGACUUCGAAGUCUUCGAA